AUGUUCUCCUCACAACCAGAGUCUUCGGACUUUGACUAUCCUCGCGGUCCAUUAAAACGGUUCCAUGAGGACGAGGUGGCUACCGAUGGCAUGAAUGGGUCGACCGUGGGCUUUACCGAGCACAGAAAUAAACGGCUGCAAACACUGCCGUUUAGGACGUCGCCGACCUCACCGCGAAAAUGGGAUCUUGCCGUAGGGGCCGAUGCCGGCCAACAGCGCCCUGAUCCCGCCAUAACCCCACCGGGCUCCUUCUCGGAGAGCGCACCGCAGCAUGCCGCACAACAUGCAGCGGUUCAGCAGCAGCAGUCCAUCUACGGCCAACAGAGCGGUGUCCCCGCUGUCGUCGAGAGCAGCGACAUGGACAUGGAUAUGGCCACCGACGACAUGCUGAGCCCCCCUGCACACGUCAACCACGCGCAGCAGCAGCAGCAGCAUCAGCACCUCGUGCCCGGUCCGUCGCAACCCGACCAGGACUCCGUCAUUGCCAGCCGUAUGCCGACGCCGAUCCAGCCCAGCUUCGCCGUCCAAGUUCGCGGCAACAACUGGGGCGGUGCGGCCGGCAACGUUAUGCACAACAGCAUGGUCGCCCCCACUCCGACCGACCCCGUCGCGGCUGAGGACCGCUCCGUGCCUCGCUCUCUGGAGCAUCCUGCUGUCCUGGGCGAGUGGUCCAUGGUCCAGAACCGGUCGCUGCCUUCGCCGAUCAGCGAGAGCGGUGGCGAGGAAGCAGCUGGCAGCCCCGAUAUGGUUCUCGACAGCAUGGCCCUGCAAGGAGGACUCGGACAAUCGCCCGGCCACGAGAACAUCGAGGGUUGCGGUGAGCAUGACGACGAUCUCCUUGGAACACCGACCCGAUCGUCCGCCAUGCAUUCGCAUACGCCGAUGGCGGCGUCGUCCCCGAUCCGCGGAAGCGGCAGCACCCUCGACAGCGAUCCCGCCGCUACACCGUCUCCCCGGAAGGGCCACACGCGCAGUCGCCACACGAUUGUUGCCUGGACCCAGCAGCCUGGAAUGAAGAAGUCGUUCAGCAUAGGCUACCGGGCCGACUGUGAGAAGUGCCGCAAUAGAGUUCCCGGCCAUUUCAACCAUAUUAUCGUUUCUUAG
Sporothrix schenckii 1099-18 is the source of this 1104-nucleotide messenger RNA. RefSeq lists its product as uncharacterized. The transcript has 2 exons. The coding region runs from base 1 to 1104 and encodes 367 amino acids. Lineage: Eukaryota; Fungi; Ascomycota; Sordariomycetes; Ophiostomatales; Ophiostomataceae. The record is from RefSeq and is a predicted model, not a curated record.